Molecule: messenger RNA, 1027 nt
Organism: Penicillium brasilianum
Lineage: Eukaryota; Fungi; Ascomycota; Eurotiomycetes; Eurotiales; Aspergillaceae
Source: the annotation of a GenBank genome assembly
CCGCCGCACACGAUGAAGUGUCUUGUCAUGAGCAGACAGUCUCUCCGAAGGACGAGCAUCUGUACCCGAUCAUUAUCUGCUCCUCUCAUCUCUUUAUAUCGUCAAUAUGCCUUGAUUCCGACGCCCCGGCGCAUGCGCGCACACGACCAGUCCAACCCUGCACGUGAUAGCGAUGGUUCCUUGCUCGAAACUGCAUCAUCAUCACAGGCACAGCCAUUAUCAGGCUUCUAUUCGUUGCUUUUGGCAUCUCCUUUGCCGCACAGUGGUAUUACAGCGACAAAGCAAUCGAGGCCUGCUGCAACCAAUGACCAACCAACCUCGGCGCAAAAAGCCGCAUCUACGCCGAAAACCCCUCAAGAAAAGAUGGCCAUUGUCUUUGGCAGUCGCCUUGCAGGACCAGGCCGCCAAUCUCGAUACAAUCCCGGUGAGGCGCCACCCGAAUCAAUGUGGAGAACGAUCAAUGGUGUACCUAUCCCGCCUCGCCCCGAGGAACCAGACAACUGCUGCAUGAGCGGCUGUGUGCAUUGCGUCUGGGAUGACUUCCGCGACGAAAUGGAAGAGUGGGCAGGUAGAAUUGCUAAGGCCAGGGCUAAAGGGCGACCCGAGAGAGGCACCGCAGAUAUGCGUACUGAGCCCCGAGCCGAGGUCAACUCGGCCAGUCAGAGUAUGGACGAUGAUGGCGGCGGCAGUGAGACCAAUUGGGCCAUACCGAAUCAAGAAGAUGACCUCUUUGCCAGUAUUCCAGUUGGCAUUCGAGAGUUUAUGAAGACGGAGAAAAAGUUACGGGUGAAGCACCAGAAGGAAGCUUCGGCGUGACGACUUAUAUGUGGAUGUUGCUUUGUAUUAGUGCACUUUUUAUACCCUGCUGUACAUAUACUGGGGGAUGUGAUCAAAGAAAGCGAGUGGGUAGACCAUCAGAGUGAGAUGGAAUCUAGACUGUACAUAGAAUCAUUGUUUUCACGACACGAAAAAUUAUAGCGCUUUCUCUUAUCUUUGAAAUACAUUUGUAAUUCAUCAAGGAAUGAAU